Molecule: messenger RNA, 1438 nt
Organism: Drosophila nasuta
Lineage: Eukaryota; Metazoa; Arthropoda; Insecta; Diptera; Drosophilidae
Product: farnesol dehydrogenase
Exons: 3
Coding region: 31-861 (276 amino acids)
Molecular function (GO): oxidoreductase activity
Source: RefSeq, a predicted model, not a curated record
AGUGCAACGCAGCAACAGCAACACAAAGCAAUGGAACGUUGGCGCAACAAAGUGGCCAUCGUGAGCGGCGCCAGCUCUGGGAUUGGAGCCGCAUGUGCUCGAAGCUUGGUGCUCGCCGGACUCCAGGUGGUGGGAUUGGCUCGCCGCCAGCAACGUGUGGAGCAGCUGCGCGAUGAGCUGCAGACGGCGGAGCAACGUCAGAGAUUGCAUGCACUGCGAUGCGACAUCAGGCAGGAGACGGAGGUGGUGGAGGCGUUUCGCUGGGCGCGAGACCAACUGGGCGGUGUCCAUGUGCUGGUGAGCAAUGCGGGCGUCAUGGCGACAACCGAGUUGAGCGGCGCCGCAAAUACGUCGGCGAUACGUGAGACCAUCGAGACGAACAUCAUGGGCGGCGUUUAUUGCGUACGCGAAGCAUUCCAGACCAUGAAGCAGCAGCGGGUGGAGGGAUUGCCCGAAGGAGAGCAAGGUGAGGGAGUGGGAGCAGCCGGAGAGUUGGGCUGUGGCAUGCAGGAGGGUCAUGUGAUCAUCAUCAACAGCGUGGCCGGGCAGCAGGUGCCGAAUUUGGGACCUCAGCUGCCGUCCCUCAACAUUUAUCCAGCGACAAAGUUUGCUCUGCGCGCCAUGCAGGAGAUCUAUCGCCAGGAGUUUCAACGCCACAAGACGCGCGUUCGUGUCUCGACCAUCAGUCCAGGUAUUGUUGAUACGGACAUUUUGCCAGCGCAGUUGCAGGGCGUCAUCAAGGAGCACAUGCCCAUGUUGAGCUCGAUGGAUGUGGCCGACGCAAUGCUGUGGAUACUCAGCACGCCGCCGAAUGUGCAAGUGCAAAACAUCACCAUCAAGCCGCAGGGUGAAAAGUUCUAACUAAGCGCAGCAUCGACAACCCUUUGCAAAAAAAAAAAAUGAAGAGAAAAAAAAAACAUUGUGAACAUUAAACGCAUUUGAUAAACAACUCGUCUACUUUAUAUGCCCAGACAUAAUACUGGGGGAAAAACGUCUUUCAGCUAUCAGAUCUUAGCUGAGCGCGACAAGCUGUUUUCUGAUGCUUCACACGCAAUUUACUCGUCUACGUUGCGUAUACUUGAUGUGCGAUUGAAGAGUUAAAGCGUUUUCCACUCAUUUUCUCUGUUUUUCUUUUUUGUAGCUUAAUUAAUUCGUGUGUAAGCUUUGCUAAUUUAUAGUUUUCUUAUUGUAUUUUAAGUUUCUUGUACUUUUAAACUAUUGUUCCACAAGUCGUAUACUUGAUAUUGAAAAGAGUUUUCUACUUUUUAGCUGAAAAUAAUGUUGUAAGAAUCUGCUGCUUUUAUAAACUAUACGUAAAUAAUGUAAUGUUUGUCAUUUAAAUUUGUAAUUUUUUUACGUUGCGUAUACUUAAUAUUUUGUCGAGUGCUUUGGAGACUGCUAUCGAGCUUGCUUUCGGAAAUUGUGCGUAUAAAACUAA